AUGGCACCCAACCCACUUAUUACCCACCUCUACACUGCCGAUCCAUCGGCCCACACCUUCAACAACAGACUAUACGUUUACCCCUCUCACGACCGCGAAACUGACAUUGCCUUCAACGACAAUGGCGACCAAUACGAUAUGACCGACUACCAUGUCUUCUCUAUGGACUCUAUUGACGGCCCUGUGACGGAUCAUGGGGUUGCUCUCACCGCUAAGGAUGUGCCCUGGGUAUCCAAGCAAAUGUGGGCGCCGGACGCUGCCGCCAAAAACGGGAAAUACUAUCUCUUCUUCCCGGCCAGGGAUAAGGAAGGUAUUUUCAGAAUCGGAGUUGCGGUGGCAGACACGCCAGAGGGACCCUUCGUUCCCGAGGAAGACUUUAUUCCGGGGAGUUACAGUAUUGACCCAGCCUCAUUUGUCGACGAGGACGGGCAGGCGUAUCUGUAUUUUGGUGGGAUAUGGGGCGGCCAGCUUCAAUGCUGGACUGAAUCCGAGAAUGGCCUUGUCUUUGAUGCUUCGAAGACCGGUCCACAUGAACCAUCCGGGGAGGGCGUUGUGGCUUUAUCGCCGCGUGUUGCUCAGUUGAGCGAUGAUAUGCUCACUUUUGUCGAACCGCCUCGCGAUUUGCAGAUACUUGCGCCGGAGACUGGGAAGCCCAUUCUGGCUGAUGAUCACGAGAGGAGGUUCUUCGAGGCGGCUUGGAUGCAUCGUUAUGGUGGAAAGUACUAUUUCUCGUACUCGACCGGAGACUCGCAUUAUUUGGUCUAUGCGACGGGUGAUUCGCCGUUUGGUCCUUUCACGUACCAAGGUCGGAUUCUGGAGCCUGUGCUUGGAUGGACGACGCAUCAUUCAAUUGUUGAGUUCCGUGGGAAAUGGUAUUUGUUCUAUCACGAUUGCGAGUUAUCCAAGGGUGUUGAUCAUCUGCGUUCUGUGAAAGUUCGCGAAAUUGUUUAUGACGAGGAAGGGAAAAUCAGCUUGGCUUGA
Molecule: messenger RNA, 981 nt
Organism: Penicillium waksmanii
Lineage: Eukaryota; Fungi; Ascomycota; Eurotiomycetes; Eurotiales; Aspergillaceae
Product: glycoside hydrolase family 43 protein
Exons: 1
Coding region: 1-981 (326 amino acids)
Biological process (GO): carbohydrate metabolic process
Molecular function (GO): hydrolase activity, hydrolyzing O-glycosyl compounds
Source: RefSeq, a predicted model, not a curated record